AGCAAGUGCAUUAAACCAAAUAAAUUUCAUUAUUUUCCCCAAGUCUUGUACAAAGGAUUCAGUGAAUUUUGAAAACGUCAAACCAAAGUAGAAAACUCGAAUAGCUCUCUUCCUUCUUCUUCCCCAAAUACUUUUCUUUCAUCCUCAAAAAGGCCCGCAUUCCAAAAUUAAUCCUAGGGCUUCUUAAUUCGCCGGUACGUUUCUCGCAAUGAUGGCGAGCUCCUCCCAGCUCGCCAAAUCCGCCAUGAUUUCGUUUUCUAAACCUCCGUUCUGUCUAUUUGCGGUCUACCUUUUCAUUGCCGUCUUCUGGUCGUCAACAUCCGUCCGGGGAGAGUCGACCAACAACCACAUCCUGUUGCCGUCCGAUCGGGACAACGGCGUCAUAUGCCCCCCGAUCCAGGAAUCUCCCGCUUCCUGCCCAAUCAACUGUUUCCGACCACACCCGGUUUGCGGCGUGGAUGGCGUGACCUACUGGUGCGGUUGUGCCGAUGCUCAUUGCAACGGUGUGCAGGUGGCAAGUUUAGGAUUUUGCGACAUCGGGAAUGGAGGGGCGGGUCAAGCCUUUUUGCUGGUUCACAUUAUUUGGCUCAUUUUACUUGGUAUUUUCGUGCUCUUUGGGUUUCUUUGACGCAAUCAGGUCUUCACUUCUUUUGGUUUUCAGAUUUUUUGUUGUUGUUGUUGGUUUUAUACCGCCCUGAGUUUCAGAUGAGACCAUAGAUAGAUUUGUAUAACUAAUUCAUCUGCAUAUAUCUCACUUAUAUUUGUAACUUAUUUACUUACAAUCAAUUGUUCCACACUGUUAAAAUUACAAUAUUCAUAUGUUUGUGUCUUCGAUCUUCAUUUUCACUGCAAGUUGUGUCACAAUUUUGUAUUUUCCCUUGAUGAUUGCACAUUUCUAUAAAGAAUUGCCAUUUCUUUUUGUCUUGCUGUAAGUUCAUACUACUUUGGAUUUGACCAUUUC
Messenger RNA from Cuscuta europaea, 961 nucleotides. The record is from the annotation of a GenBank genome assembly. NCBI's taxonomy places the organism in Eukaryota, Viridiplantae, Streptophyta, Magnoliopsida, Solanales, Convolvulaceae.